This is a messenger RNA of Triticum turgidum subsp. durum (durum wheat), 498 nucleotides long. Lineage: Eukaryota; Viridiplantae; Streptophyta; Magnoliopsida; Poales; Poaceae. The record is from the annotation of a GenBank genome assembly.
AUGGGGGCGGGAGGAUCCUGGCGCUGGGCCGUGGGCGCGGUCUGCGGGGGGCUGGUCUACUACCACUGCGCGGUGCGGCGGGCGAGCGCGGUGUCCCUCGCCGCCGACGUGCUCCUCGUCCUCCUCUGCUCCCUCUCCAUCCUCGGCCUUCUCUUCCGCCACCUACACAUCUCGGUGCCUGUGGAUCCUCUUGAGUGGCAGAUUUCUCAAGAGAUGGCAAAUAGCAUAGUUGCAUCCUUGGCUAACACAAUUGGAGCUGCGGAAUCUGUAUUGAGGGUGGCUGCGACUGGACACGACAAGAAACUCUUGUUCAAGGUGGUUUUUACUCUGUAUUUCCUAGCAGCUUUGGGAAGGGUUGUCUCAGGCGCUGCUAUUGCUUAUGCUGCUCUGUGCAUCUUCUCCCUCUACAUGUUCGUGCAAAGCACCGACCAGUUUGACCAGCUUCCUUGGGUUCCUUUAGGAAGAGACUCGCUGGGCGGCGCCCAGGAUACCACAUGA